AUGGCUACCCCUAGUUUCCUUACAUUUGAUGCUGAGGGUCGUGCUGUUGACUUCAAGUGGGCCACACGCGAUGCUGUUGCUCGUCUUGCUGUGCAUCGCCACUUACCGACCGCUGAGCGUGCGCACUUUAGUCAGUACAAGAGUGCUAAGACCUUGUACGACGUUGUAGUUGCACGCUACUCUUCCCCUUCCACUGCUGCCCUUAGCCGCCUCAUGCUGCCAUACCUGUUUCCUGACCUCGCCGCCUUUCCCACUAUCGCUGACCUCGUUACGCACCUUCGCACUAGUGACACCCACUACCGCGCUGCGCUUCCUGCUAAGUUUUGCGCCAAGAAACCCCCCCCCCCCCCCCCCAUGUACAUCACCCUCUACUACAUAGUCACCCGGCUCCCAGACUCCCUUCGCUCGGUCAGGGACCACUUCCUCUCUGUUUGCCCCACCACACUCACCGUUGACCUCCCCGAGGAGCGCCUCCUGGCCGCUAAGAAGAGUAUAGUCGCUGUACGAGCCUCUCGAGGUGACCCCCGUGCCCCUGUCUUUGAGGGGUGCUCCCCCUCCCUCCCUUUUCCCUCUGUUGCCUCUGAUCCUGGCGUGGACUUCGUUGGCACCAAGUCGGUCGGCGCUACGUCUGCCCCUAGCGGGAGACGCCGCACCGGCAAGGGCAAGGGGGGCAAGGGCGCUGGAGGGGCUGGCGGGGGCGGUGGAGGUGGCGAUGGAGGAGGCGGAGGGAGUGGGGGUGGUGGUGGGAGUGGUGGCAGGGGUGGGGGCUUCGGUGGCAGCAGUGGCGGCAGAGGCGGCGGCGGUGGUGGCGGUGGGAGCGGAGGAGGAGGCGGUGGCGGCGGUGGCAGAGGUGGCGGCGGAGGAGGUGGAGCUAGUCGGGGUGGCUCUACGCAGCGAGGCGGCUUCGGUGGUGGUCACCGCCAGCAGCAGCAGCACACUCGUGAGACCCCGCCCCCCCAGCAGCUUCGUUAG
Molecule: messenger RNA, 972 nt
Organism: Closterium sp. NIES-65
Lineage: Eukaryota; Viridiplantae; Streptophyta; Zygnematophyceae; Desmidiales; Closteriaceae
Source: the annotation of a GenBank genome assembly